GUCUCAGUAAGGAUGAGCGACGACGUAGCUGUAGCUAUGCAGAAGGUUUCACUGAAGGAGGAAAAGGCAUGAUAGUAAUACCGAUUUAAACGUUCGCUGAGAGGGAGAGAGCAAAACAAAUUUAGUUAACGAGCAAUUCAGGCGCGCAAUUUUUUAAUUGCAAGGGGGUCAUGCUGCUGGCAAUUCUGAGCUGCCGGGGACUCGGGUUCGCAACUCGUCCCGGCACCAGAUGGAAAUCACUAAGCGCCCUGGUAAAAAUGAAGAAAAAGUCUAAUACUCCAGAACAAAGCGAUAUUAAGGAAUUGAAGUCAUGGCCAACUUACAUUCAGGACAGAAUAACGCUCUUUGACAAACUAAAGGCUGAGUAUGAAGCAGAACUGGCAACAAAGCUAUCUGCUGAAAUAACUGUAACACUACCUGACGGCAAAAAAAUAUCAGCACAAUCCUGGCGUACUACUCCUUAUGAUGUAGCAAAAGGCAUCAGUAUAGGGUUGGCUGACAACACAAUCAUUGCUAAAGUAAAUGGCGAAGUAUGGGAUUUGGAUAGGCCAUUGGAGUCAGACUGCAAACUGGAAUUGCUCAAGUUUGAUAACCCGGAGGCUCAGGCAGUCUUCUGGCAUUCAAGUGCUCAUAUUCUUGGAGAGGUUGUGGAGAGAGUUUAUGGUGGUUGUUUAUGUUAUGGUCCACCCAUUGAGAAUGGAUACUAUUAUGAUAUGUACAUUGGAGAUAAAGCUGGUAUAUCAAAUGAUGAUUUUCCAUAUUUGGAUUCACUGUUUAAAAAUAUCGUUAAAGAAAAACAACCUUUUGAGAGACUUGAAAUGAAGAAAGAAGAUUUGCUGGAAAUGUUCAAGUACAACGAGUUCAAAAUUAGAAUUUUGAAUGAGAAGGUCAAAACACCUACCACUACUGUAUAUAGGUGUGGAUCUUUGAUCGAUUUGUGCCGAGGUCCUCAUGUACGACACACUGGAAAAAUAAAGGCAGCAAAAGUGACGAAAUCCUCGUCGGCUUAUUGGGAAGGUAACGCUAAUGCAGAAACGUUACAGCGAGUUUAUGGUAUCAGUUUUCCUGAUCCCAAGCAACUGAAAGAAUGGGAAAAGAUCCAGGAAGAAGCUGCUCAACGGGAUCACCGUAAAAUUGGACGAGAACAAGAGCUUUUCUUUUUCCAUGAAUUAUCACCUGGAUCAUGCUUUUUCCAACCAAGAGGAGCGCAUAUCUACAAUACUCUUGUUGACUUUAUACGCUCUGAGUAUAGAAAGAGAGGUUUUCAGGAGGUUGUGUCGCCGAACAUAUACAACAGUAAACUAUGGCAAACGUCUGGCCACUGGCAGCAUUAUGCAGAGAACAUGUUCUCGUUCGACGUUGAAAAAGAGACCUUUGCACUGAAGCCCAUGAAUUGCCCAGGUCACUGCAUGAUCUUUGACGUUCGGAAUAGAUCUUGGCGUGAGUUGCCUCUGCGUAUGGCAGAUUUUGGAGUUCUGCAUCGUAACGAGCUUUCCGGAGCUUUGACUGGUCUCACGCGAGUACGUCGUUUUCAACAGGACGACGCUCACAUUUUCUGCGCGCCCGAGCAAAUCAAAGAUGAGAUGCUUGCUGCUCUGGAUUUCCUAGAUCACGUUUACUCCGUAUUCGGUUUCACCUUUAACUUAUGUCUCUCCACGAGGCCUGAGAAAUUCUUGGGUGACGUUGUAGUCUGGGAUGCUGCUGAAAAAGCACUUUCACAGAGUUUGGAUGCUUUCGGCAAGCCAUGGACUCUGAAUCCCGGUGACGGUGCUUUCUACGGGCCUAAAAUCGAUAUUACUAUUAUGGAUGCGCUUAAGCGAGCUCAUCAAUGUGCUACUAUUCAAUUAGAUUUUCAACUGCCGAUUAGGUUUAAUCUGUAUUACGUUAAUGAGGCAGGUGAAAAAGUACGUCCUGUGAUAAUCCAUCGUGCAAUUCUUGGCUCGGUAGAGCGAAUGAUUGCCAUCCUAACGGAAUCGUACGCUGGCAAGUGGCCAUUCUGGUUGUCGCCACGUCAAGUGAUGGUCGUUCCUGUAGGACCCUCAGUCGAUGAGUACGCAGAACAAGUCAUGGACAAAAUCUAUGCGGCUGGUUUCAUGGCUGAGGUUGAUACUGAUCAUGGUGAUACACUCAAUAAGAAGAUAAGAAACGCCCAGCUCGCGAAAUUCAACUUUAUUCUUGUGGUCGGUGAAAAGGAGAAAGCUGCUGGUACGGUGAACGUUCGUACGAGAGAUAAUAAGGUGCACGGAGAGAUUGGAACUGAAGAUUUGAUUAGGAAAUUCCAGCACUUCAAACAGACUAAAGAUAAGACGUGUGAAGAAAACUUUUAAAGCAUCUAUAUCGCUAUUAGACAAUUCAUACGCUAUUGUAUUUAAUAUUUAUAAGCAUCAUUUUUUUCCAAUUCAAUCACACAGAUUCACUAGCUCUAAUUUUUUUUUGGUUUCUUUUGUACACGGAAUCUACAAAUCGAAAUAAACUUAAUUAAAAUACUUCAAAUUGUUUCACAUUGUU
Molecule: messenger RNA, 2508 nt
Organism: Phymastichus coffea
Lineage: Eukaryota; Metazoa; Arthropoda; Insecta; Hymenoptera; Eulophidae
Gene: ThrRS
Product: threonine--tRNA ligase 1, cytoplasmic
Exons: 8
Coding region: 171-2327 (718 amino acids)
Biological process (GO): threonyl-tRNA aminoacylation
Cellular component (GO): cytoplasm
Molecular function (GO): ATP binding; threonine-tRNA ligase activity
Source: RefSeq, a predicted model, not a curated record